This is a messenger RNA of Gossypium raimondii (Peruvian cotton), 2013 nucleotides long. RefSeq names its product receptor-like protein 9DC3. Gene Ontology annotation, molecular function: protein binding. The record is from RefSeq and is a predicted model, not a curated record. The coding region runs from base 1239 to 1814 and encodes 191 amino acids. Lineage: Eukaryota; Viridiplantae; Streptophyta; Magnoliopsida; Malvales; Malvaceae. The transcript is spliced from 2 exons.
UUGAAUGAAUGAGCUGAAUAGGCUAUCAGCCAUAAGCUCCCUUGCUGCACAUUUGUGAGCAAGUAAAAAUACUUCUUGCACCUUGCUUCAUUGUUAUGCUCUCUGUUCUCUUCUUUUGCUGCUGCCAAAUGUUCCAACAAACUUGAGGUGCUCUCUCUCUCAGAUAAUGCUUUGUUAUCAUUCACCAGUGCAAGCAAUGCCAAUUACUCUUUGUCUAAUCUUGCGAGAUUAGAACUCUCUUCUUGCAACAUCAGCGAAUUUCCAAAUUUUGUAAGGAAUCUAGAAGGUUUGACCGAUCUAGACCUUUCUUACAAUAGAUUUCAUGUUAUCGAGGCAGAUAUGUUUCUAAAGCUUAAAGGCCUUAAAGUCUUGGAUCUUUCACACAACAUUCCGCUGUCUGUGCGCGACAAUAGCGAGGUUGAUCUUGUUUUGCCCAUUCUUAAUAGUUUGUUGUUAUCUUCUUGUAAUAUAACAGAAUUAUCAAAUUUCUUAACAACGCAAGAGAGUUUGGAAGUUUUAGACCUUUCAAACAACAACAUUCAAGGCCAAAUUACAGAACAAGAAAACAAUUGGGGAAGCAACCUACUGACUCUUGAUCUCUCUAACAAUUUGUUGACAGCUCUAGAAUAUUAUCCAUGGAAGAGUAUUCAAGUUCUUGUGCUUGGCUCUAACCUGCUAGAAGGGCCACUUCUAGCACCACCACCUUCCACGAUGGUUUUCAUAAUCUCAAACAACAGAUUAAAUGGAGAAAUUCCAUCUUCGAGAUGCAAUCCAGAGAGUUCGAAUUUCAUUGUUUAUCUCGACUUGUCCUAUAACAACUUGAGUGGAGCAAUCUGAAAAUGCCUGGGCUUCAGACAACUUUCAAUUUCGGAGUUGCAGAUGAAUAAUUUUCAUGGAAACAUCCCUGAUUUUUGUGUUGAGAGAGAUCCCAAGUUACGAAUACUUAACCUCAACAACAAAGAUUUUGAUGGGCCAUUACCUAAAUCCUUGGCCAAUUGUCUUCGUUUAGAAGUGUUGAAUCUUGGAAACAACAUGAUAAAUGACACAUUCCACACUGGUUGGGAGAUCUUCCUUGGCUACGAGUUCUUGUGUUGCAAUCCAACUAUUUUCAUGGCCAGAUAGCCCAUUCUGCAAAUGAGUCAUAUUUCUCGACUCUGCAAAUUUUAGACCUCUCGCAUAAUAAGUUCUCUGGUUUUCUGCCAACAACAUACUUCACAAAUGUCAAAGGUGUGGACAUCAUGCUUGAGGGAAUUCUCAUGGAUAUGUCGAGCAACAGAUUCGAAGGAACAAUUCCAGAAACAGUUGGAAACCUUAUUUCUCUCGAUGUGCUCAACUUCUCUCAUAAUCACUUAACUGGUCAUAUUCCUUCAUCAUUAGGGAAUCUGGCAGCACUGGAGUCACUAGAUCUCUCUUGCAACAAGCUUGUUGGGGAGAUUCCUUCAGAGUUGACUGAUCUGAAUUUUCUCGAAGUGAUAAACCUGUCAGAGAACCAGCUCGUUGGGCUCAUACCUCAGGGAAAACAAUUUAACACCUUUCUCAACGAUUCCUACGUUGGCAAUACAGGGUUGUGUGGGUUUCCCGUGUCAAAAAGCUGUGGCCGUGGUGAUCCACCACCAGCAAUUUUGGAAGAAGAGGAAGUUAAUUCUGCAUUUGGAUUGGAUUGGAAAUUUGUAAUGAUGGGUUAUGGAUGUGGAUUGGUUUUUGGAUUUUCAGCUGGAUACAUCAUGAUGACAAUUCGGAGACCAAAAUGGCUUGUUGGGAUGGUUCAACUAGCAGGGAACAGAGUCCUGAGGAGAAUCAAGAAAAAUCAUUGAGGAAGAUGGCAUUUGAGAGGUCAGAUGUUUGCUCAUCGAUGGCUGGCUGGUUGAACACUUUUUUUAUAGAAUAUCUCUCGCUUGCUCCCAUUAUUUUAGAUUUAAGAGUUUAUUUUAUAUUUGUAUUAUCUUGUUUUGUUUAGGUUUUUGUCCAUGUGUUAAAUGGAAUUGAAUGGAAUGAUGUUCUCUAAAUUAAAAA